AUGGAACGACCCGAUUUUGCUCCGGGGACGUCGGAGAUUGGCUCUUUGACGGCCCAUUCCAAUGAGGACUCACAAUUCGUCGGAAGCUCCAGCGGCAUCUAUUUUAUUAACACAGUCAAGCGGGCAUUCUCCAACGGCCUAGACGAUGCGGGAUCUCAAGAAACCGAGUUCCCCAAUGCCGAGUCUACACUCGUUGGUGCAGAGGACUCAUAUCUAAAUAAGCGACAAAGAAUGGACUACAGAAGUCUUCCAGGUUCCUCCGCAGGCGGCGAGCCUUUUCCGCCGUGGAAAUAUGACCCAGCUGUCGCUUCUUGUUUGGGAGCCGCACCAUCUGCCACUAUUGCCAAAGAGCUGAUGGUUCCAUAUUUUAAAAUAUGGCAUUCUCUGUUUCCAUUCUUGCACGGUCCGACCUUUCUGGAUGCGUUUGAUAAAUUGUAUUCCAGCACGUCCAUGGAGGAGCACCAGUCUGCUGAUUCUACUUCUGGUCACCGCAGUACUUGUUGGACUAUUAUCUUGCAAUGCGUGUUCAAUCUUGGGAGUAUUCUUCGACCAGACUUGGGUCUUCCUUCUGAAUCGAAGAUCAGGUCACCCAGUGAUGUGAAUAACCUCCUUUCAACAUUAGCGCAUAGGCAUGAUAUUGUCUCCCUUCAAGCAAUGCUAGCAAUCCAAGUCUACCUUGUUGCAACAAUGUCGUUACGGCUGGCAUCCACAUUUGGAGGAUGUAUACUUCGCUCCAUGCUACAUGCAGGUCUGCAUCGCUGUCCGUUCAGAUACAGUCAACUCUCUUCGCAUGAUCGACAACUAAGGAAACGUAUCUUCUGGUGCGCUUAUGCGAUCGAUCGAUAUCUCAGCCAGGCACUUGGAUUGCCACUCGGUGUUCAAGACUCGGAUAUUGAUGUCUGUCUACCAUUGUCACCGGAAGUUCAUUCGCCACGACUAAUUCAAGACUUGAGCACAUAUUCCUCAACUCCGAACGGUCAGAUGGGUGCAGUCCCCCGAUCUUCUUCGCUACCGGAAACUCCCGAAAGAGAUCUAGAGGUGACUGAGCUACAAAAGAAAGAAAUCAUUAUAGCCAGCUACGUCGAUUCCGGGACUUUGACAGGGCGAGCGCUGGAGUUAUUCCAUAAAUCGAUUCUUGUUCGCUCUGUUCGUCGCAGCUCGGUACUAUUCUUGGUGACGGAUGUUCAUAAAUGGUGGAAUAGCUUGCCGCAUGAUCUCCAAGGGAAAGGUCAUGGACCAGGCAAAGAAGACAAAUCAGAUCAAGCCGAGACCCCCUUUGAUUUCGGUCCGUUUUUCACUGUGUUAUAUCAGCAUCUUAUCUUGAUCAUUCAUCGUCCAUCAUUAUCAUUGGACCCAUCAAGCGCGGAGUUUUGCUCUGGACUUCAAACAUGCAUUGGCGCUGCUCGAGGAAUUAUCGCUGCGUUAAAAACUCAGGUUCACAAUCAACAACCUCUUUUUUGGCCGGGUUUCCUAUCUGCCGCAUGGAUGUCAGGGUUGGUCCUGGCCUUUGCAUGUCAAUUAAACCAAUACGUCCUUAUGAAAGGGUUACAAGAGAUUGACGAAUGCUCCUUAUUCCUUCUUCGCAUGUCUAGCCAAUGGGAAACAGCUAGACAAUGUCACCAGGCAUUAUUGCUAUUGUCUUCUAAAGUAAGACGUGAUCAGCGCAACAUGUCUAAUCCCCACGCAUAUGCCUUGAGGACACCCGACAGGGAAGCAGCUUCUGCGGAUCAAGAUGAACUCCGAGAUCAGGAAAAUUACUAUCAAACCAACGCAAGUCCCUAUGACGCGUUUGUUCCGGAGCCACGACCAGAAAUAAAUCCAAUGCCUGCUCGAUACAAUGAAGGUAAUACACAUUCUACUGUAACCGAAGAGCUAGACUUCCAAAGUACGGAAGCUGGGUACUUGGCUGGAGGAUCUAGUUUUGACUUGAAUAUGGUUGACUUACUUGACGGAGCCAAUUUUGAUUCCUUAUUUGAUCUUAUUGGGCAACAAUAUCCCAGCUUCUGA
Messenger RNA from Penicillium angulare, 2007 nucleotides. RefSeq names its product transcription factor domain-containing protein. The coding region runs from base 1 to 2007 and encodes 668 amino acids. Gene Ontology annotation, biological process: DNA-templated transcription. The transcript is spliced from 2 exons. The record is from RefSeq and is a predicted model, not a curated record. NCBI's taxonomy places the organism in Eukaryota, Fungi, Ascomycota, Eurotiomycetes, Eurotiales, Aspergillaceae. Gene Ontology annotation, molecular function: DNA binding; zinc ion binding.